UUUAUAAUUUUAAUAAAAAUUUAUUCGAAUCAUAUUUUUAAUUCAAAAUAUGAAUUUGAAAGUGUAAAUUAUAAAAUGUAGUUAUUUGCAACAAAUUUAGUUUGCUUUACAUUCAAACAUAUGAAAAAAAUUGAGGAAAUGAAAACGAUAAUAUUUUGUAUUAGUCAUUGAACUAUUUAGAAUUAAUGUAUUUGCUUUUUGUUAAAUAUUUGUAAAACUUUUAUAUGGAAACUAAAAAAGAUAUUUAUAAUUUGUGGAUACAGUACACCACUAAGAAUGAUGAACUUUACUUUCGCCAAUUCGUAAGUGGUUUUGUGCAAAUAUGGAGGAACCAACUAAAUUUGGAUGUAUCCGAAGUCCCAUUGAGUAUCAACAUUAAAACGGAUAGUGGACCUCAUCUUAGCAGGCUUCCAGAUGAAUUAUUACCAGCAAUCACGAAGUUUAUUAUAAUUGCUAGGGAUGAAAUAGAAAAGGAUCAAAUCUCUAGUGAGAAACUUGAGGAGACUUCUCUGUUAAUUGAAUGUCUCAUAAUAAUUAGCAGAAAUUUCGAAAAUAUUACAACUAUUGUAAAACAUGAUUUUAUAGGAAACUUAAUAGCAUUAUUAGUUAAAUUAUACUCGAAAAUAUUAGAAUCGAAAGAGUUAACUUCAAUUGAAACGGAAAUUUUCGAUAACUUUUGUAAAUUUCUCGAAGUUAUUUAUGAUCCGUAUUUUACAUGGCGGAAUUUUUUUAACGGAAAUUUUUUGAAUUCGAAUUCCUUUAGUUAUACAUCAAACUCAAUACAUGUUGAAGUAAUUCCUUUUAUGUACGAUUGCUUUCAAUAUGAAGAAAUAUUUAAAUUUCCUUCAAUCGGUAUUAGUUUGGUCCACGCUUUGGGUUCUAUUAUAUCUGGGUCACAAAAAUCUUUAACCCCGGAAAAUAAUGUUUUAAAUAAUAAAGUAUAUGGUGAAAGGACGCUUAGUUUUAUAUGUGAUAAUUUGAACAACGGAUUACGGGCAAUUUGUCCAGCAACUGUCUCCAUUAUUAUAAAUAUAAUUUCCAAGUGGGAGUGUACUAAAGAAUUACGUCAAACUACACUUAAAUGUUUUGCUUUAAUGGUGAUAGUUUUGCAACGAUCUAGUCCAGAAGAACGCCAAAUUGAGCUAGUUACAAUUAUACAACUUUAUAGUGAUGCCAUUUUCAAUUUGUUAAAAAUUGAACAUUUUAAAAACAAAAAAAAUCAGACCACGUCUCACUUCGAAAUAAUUGCAGACGAGACGUCAGAGAUUCCUGUAGAUGUUACCGCUCUUCAAGCAACUAUUGAAAAUGUGAAUUUGUUCUUGUUAAAUCAAUCCGACCCAGAUUAUAUAUGCUCAGUUAUUUUUGAAACGAAUUUGGUAGACAUACUGAUUUCAGUUCCUUUUAAAAUUGAGGAUUGGAAUAUUAACACAGAAAUAAUUUUAUGUAAUCUAAUCAAAAUCUUAUCAUCACUGACAAAAUCAUCGAAUCAAAUUAUAAAGAACAUUAAUGAAACGAAAAAAAUUGAUAAACUAUUUGAUGGUAUCCAGCGUCUUGGAAAACCCACUGAAAAGUUGCUUCAGUUGUGCUUUAGUUUGGCUUUUGAUAAUGAUGUAAAAAGUCUUGUAAUUCCAGAAGUUAUAUUGAAAUUAAUAAAAUGGCUUACAAAAAUGAACGAAAAUGAACAAAAUUACUUGAGUAAUUUAAUUUUAAAGGGCUGUACACAUAAUUACAAAUGUAAACUGAAAUCGUGUGAAGUACUUACAAUUUUCGCAAUAUGUGAUUCUAUUACAAAUUUCGAUCUUUUAUCAGAAGCCUGUAUUAACAAUUUAUUGAAAUUAAUGGAAGAACUUGCUAAACUAAGUAUACAGCCAAAAGAAAUGAAACGUAUAAUGUGGUUGCUUCGAAGGAAAAGUAAAUUUCCGUACUCAAAAAAAUUAUUGCAAAGUCUAGUCACAAUAACUUUGCAAAGUGCAAUUUCUACUAACUGUCGAACGCAAUAUUUAGAUAUACAAAACCCUGAAGACGGUAUAAUUGUGCAGGGUAUCAAAAAUUGGACUGUAUCAGGAUCAUAUGGAUUUAUAUUCCAUUGCUUAUUGAGAUUAGAUCCAAUAGAUUUAUCUAUAAGUAACAAAAGUGUUCGUAGGAUGAUAUUCAGAAUAAACACCAGUUCGAACAUAGGAUAUGAAAUUUUUAUGCAAAACAACGGUAACUUAAUAGUAGCAGCUCUAACACGCCGUGAAUAUUUAACGUCAUCUGUUACUGCAAAAUCUUUAUUAGAUGGGCGUUGGCAUUAUAUUACAGUUGCCAUUUUGCCGCCAAAAAGACCCUUUUCUUACAGUCAAAUUAACGUGUAUAUAGAUUUUUUACAAAAACUAAGUACUACGUUAAAGGUUCAAUCUAUAAGUGAGCCUUUCAGCUCUUGCACAAUAGGAUCCACUUUCACGGCUGCUCAACCAGACAAUUUAGUUGAAACAAGGUAUACCCGUUCAGCUUCUCAGGAUAACACAAAUAUAAGGGGUAUACUGCCAAAUUUUCUAGAAAGAACCCUUUCUUCUAACGUCUCAAAUUAUUUUACUCUCCCAUUAAGAAGCUCAACGGGAUUUGAUCCUAAUGUAAAAAAUUUCCCAAUAGGAAUGGAAAAUAAUGUUUUUGGAGAUCCAACGUGUUUAAGAGGUCAAAUCGAUUCCAUUAUUUUAGCUGAUCCUGCAACUAAUAUAAAGACAAUAUUUGAUAUUGGCGACAACUUUCCAUCAAUGUUUUCUCAAGAUGCUGAGACGCUUGAUAUUGCUUCGCGUUUUGUAUUUUGUUAUUCAGCUGCCUCUUAUUACAGUAAUAUUUGCCCUGAUUUAGUUCCUGGAGGUAAAUUUCCUGGUGUAUUUCAUGGUCAACAUUACCGUCUGCUUAAAAUUCAGAACACAAUUCAUAGCAUUGGUGGAAUACAGUGUAUUUUGCCUAUUUUAGACAAUCUUGUAAGAGAGUCAGAAAAUCUUAUUAUUACAUCUGACAAUGAUGUUCUGGAUAUUGAUUCAUAUAAGCCUUCUAAAGGGGAUGAGUUUUCUGAUUGGGACGUUAUAUCAACAACUUCAUACACGGAAUGGAAAAUGCUUCAAAACCCAAUUGCUAGUUUUAUAUGUUUUCUUAGAUAUCUAACUCAGAAUAACGAAAAAAAUCAAAAUGAUUUGCUGACGUCAAAAUCUUUGGAAGCUAUAAGUAUGCUUUUGAUGAAAUGUGACUCAAAAAUAUUUGACGUGCAUGCUCUCAUGUCAAUUCAUCUAUUUAUUGAAUCUAUACAAAAUCAACAAUCAUUAAGUAAUUAUGAAUUAUUGAAUUGUAUGCAUUCCGAAAUUGCUUUCAACUUUGCCAUUUGGUCUAGAAUGCAAUUUCAAAUCACUCUGGGUCACAUUCAGUAUUUGGGAACAAUGAUAAAGAAUGAUAGAAAAUAUUUCCGGAAAAAUUUUGGAGUACAAUUUGUCUUAGAUACGAUACGAUAUUUUUAUUCUACACCAGAUAAUAUUCCUGAGGAUGAUGCAAAAACCAUACGAUCCACUCUAUUAAACAUAAUACGAUAUUAUUUACAAAAGGAUAUCAAUAUUAAAGAAGUUGGUCACAUAAUUUCUUUUGUUGCAUCAACGAAACAGGAACAAAUUUUAAUAGAACUUUUAGAAAUGCUCCUGUUUUAUCUUAAAGGAAAAUCUUGCAAAGAUCAAAUGGUUUUAUUAUUAUAUGAACCAAAUACUGCUGUUCUCUUUUAUAAUAUUUUUAUAGAUAAAUUAUAUAGUGAUGAAAUUCACAGUGCAACGAUUCGGAUUAUUGAUUGCCUUUUAUCAACAUCACGGGUUCAACUAAAAUACAAACAAUUUUUGCGUUUACAAGAAAUUUCAGGUGCCGAACCUUGUUCUCUGUAUCCAGGAUUAUUUUCUUUUAUAUCACCAUUUCGUUUAAAUUCUACUGUUUUAUUAACAUUAAUUGAUCAUAUUUUACUGCCAGAUAUUGAUUAUUGUGCUUUAAUAUUUUUAAUGCAUCAUAUGAGUUUGUGUGAUGUUUCACAAAAACUAGAAAUAGUCAAGAAGUUGUUUCAAAACGUCUUUGCAAGGCAUAAUGCUCUUGCGAAAAUCGCUCAACAAACUGGCUGGCAAGAAUCAAUAGCUCGUCUUUUAAUAAGAAAACCUAUUUCAGUUGAACCAGAAAAUGUGAAAACUAAAAACUUAGGCCUCGAUUUUCAUGAUAUUUUAUUAGAAGAUAAUAAUGAUUUUGUUCAAGCCGAUUUAAUAACUUUUUGCGAAAAUCAAAUAGGAGAUUCAAAUAUGGAUAAUAGAGAAAACAAUUUAAUAUUAAAUGAAAUUCAAACAAGUGUAACGGAGGCGGCGAAUGUGUUGGAAAAUGAAAUUAAAGAGAUAGCCGAAUCAGUAACAGGUGUCGUUGCCGAAAACGUCUCUAACGUUUUCUCAGCUUUAAAGCAGAGAACUUCAGAAUUUCAAGAGUCCUUAGAAUCUUUCGGUGUUGCAAUGGGUACCUCAAUAGAUUUAGAAACACUUUCAGGAAUUUCAAUUCGAACAAGAACAUCGUCAAAUAGCUCAGAAGAUCAAAGUUCUUCGCAAUCAUCCGUUGCUUUGUCGAAAAAAAAGUCAAUAGAGAAUAAUGGCACUAUAGAUUCCUCUCCAAUUCCUGAAACAGAUGUAGAAGAGGAACUCGUUUAUUUAAUUACCAAUGCGCUCUUUACAGUAUUAUGGCGUGGUGUUGGUAAUGAAAAUAUAGGGUGUUGGAAAGAGCGGGGACAGGUUUUAGCGUGCAUUAAUUUGUUAGGCUUAAACAAUGAACUUAUAACGUCACAUUUAACAAUAAAAUUGAGAAUCUUAGAGUUGGGAGUUCAAGCGAGCCUUUCAGAUUUAACUGAACAAGGACAUCAAACUCUAUACAACCAAGAAAACGCAUAUCAAUUACUACGCAUGGUGUAUGAUUUAGUUGUGCUGGGAUCAAAUGAAGAUGAAUCAAAAAAAUGUUCAAUUAAACUAUUAGAUGGUGUUUUGUCAUUAAUUGAUUCCUUAAUGAUAUUUCAACAGGGGGUUUCUGAAGAUUGGUCAGAUAUGAUUCGGUUAAGUCUUGGAUUGUUAUUGAAAUGCUCAGUUCAUCCCGAUACUGGAAUAGUAGCAAUGGCCACUGCGAAAUUAUUGGCUAUUUUGCAAAAUAGGGCCUUGAUUGAAUCGACUGAAAUGGCAUUUUUGUUAUUUAGUGUUAAUGUAGCUAUAGUUAAUGCUUUAGAAGUUGACAAUAAAGAUCUGUACUCAUUUUUAUUGCCGGUUAUAAGAAUUUUGUUAAACAAAUGUCGUGAAAUAUUCGCUUUAGAAGUUAAUAUACCCGAUUUACCUCAAACAACAUCAGGGCCUGAUUUUUUUAAAGAAUUUGAAGUUUUCGUUACCACCAAAAGGUGGAAAACCUUUAUGGAUAAAAAGAUUAAACCUUUGUAUGACGUAUAUCAAAAAGAAACUGAAGCAACGUUAUGGGAACCUAUUAAUAGAUUUUGGGCUGAGUGCUAUGAAGCUUGUAAAGCAGCAUCAAAGAAACGGGGAAAUAUUCAGUAUGAAAGUAGAAAAAUAUUUCAGCACAAGAUUAUUACUCCAUGGAAGGUGAAGCAGAUAGAAGAACUUUCAAGAUUAAAUAUGGUUAAUGUGCAUAUCAAAACUAAAAAUAACUUAAACAAGAAAAGGUGGAAAAGUACAGAAAGAUUUUUAUAUGGGCUCCGUGGACCGUGGUACUGUGGUACAGAACCUGAAGAAUUUUGGAAACUUUCAAAUCACGAAAAUACUUCUAGAAUGCGUUUAAAACUCGAACCGCAAUUAUACCCGAACCAACAUGAAGAUGCAGCUAAUUUAAGGGAUAAUGCCUCUUUCCUACCAGAAAUAAAAGACAUUGCGUCAGAUUUUGAUUCUACAAUUAAAACCGCAGUCGUGCAAGAUUUUCUAACGGAUGAUGAAAAUGUUUUGUUAGAGGAGGAAUUGCGUUCGAGUGUAGAGGCACAACCCCAAGAUGCUCUUUUAGAAAAAGCAAUUAUUACACAAGACUGCGAGCUUAUCACAUUGAUGACCAAAAUAAAAGGCAGAAUUGAAGUUAAUCAAGAUGUAUUUACUUUUACCGAUACUAGUCUAGUAAAAGAAGAUAAAGAACGAAACGAUUUUCGAUUCUUAAUUUCGAAAAUACGAGAAGUUCAUCUAAGAAAGUACAAUUUAAGAAGAAGUGCGUUAGAAAUAUUUUUGGUUGAUCAAACUAGUUACUUUUUGAAUUUUACAACAAAAACAAGAAAUAAAAUAUUCACAAAAAUCUUAAGCUUGCAACCACCCCACAUCUUAUAUGGAUCUGGUAGAUCCCCGCCAGAAUUAUUAAAAUCAUCUGGAUUAACACAAAAAUGGGUCGCAAGGGAAAUUUCGAAUUUUGAGUAUUUGAUGUAUCUAAACACAAUUGCAGGCCGUUCUUAUAAUGAUUUAAGUCAAUACCCAGUAUUUCCUUGGAUAUUAUCAGAUUACACCAGUGAAAUUUUAGAUUUAACAGACCAUACAUCUUUUCGAGAUUUAUCUAAACCUAUCGGGGUGGUUAACCCGAAAAAUGAGGCAGAAGUUCGUGCUAAAUAUGAGAGUUUUGAAGAUCCAUCAGGUGCAAUACCAAAAUUUCAUUAUGGAACACAUUAUUCUAAUUCGGCUGGCGUUUUACACUAUUUAUUAAGAGUAGAACCAUUUACAUCCUUACAUAUAGAAUUGCAAAGUGGAAGAUUUGAUGUAGCUGACAGACAAUUUCACUCUAUUCCUCAAACAUGGAAAUUAUUGAUGGAUAAUCCGAACGACGUUAAAGAACUGAUACCGGAGUUUUUUUAUUUCCCAGAGUUUUUAAAAAAUAUGAAUAAAUUUGAUUUGGGUGUAUUGCAAAUAACAAAGGAAAAAGUUGACGACGUUAUUCUUCCGCGAUGGGCAAGUACACCUGAAGAAUUUAUAGAAAUUCACAGAAGAGCUCUAGAGUCCGAAUAUGUUUCACAAAAUUUGCAUCAUUGGAUAGAUUUAAUAUUUGGAUAUAAACAAAAAGGUUUGCGAGCUGUCGAAGCGCUAAAUGUUUUCUAUUAUUGUUCCUAUGAAGGUGCGGUUGAUUUAGAUAAAAUAAAAAACCCAAUAGAACGAGAGGCAAUAGAAGGCAUGAUAAAUAAUUUUGGACAGAUACCUUCGCAACUUUUGCGAGAACCUCAUCCACGGAGACUAAACCAAGAAGAAACUUUGAAUAAACUUUUAAAAUAUGAACUGAAAAAGCCUGACAUUACUCAAUUCUUGGAUCGCACUUUUAAAUUUUAUUGCGACAUAUCCACACCAAAGGACCCCAUAGUGUAUCUUAGUGUACCGCGAAGUCCACCGAAAUCUUUUUUACAAGUCAGCCCAGACAUUCUCAUAAGUAUUUCAAAAUCACAAGUAUUGGGUUGCAACUCUUGGAUGUCAUAUGAUAAAGAGAAAGGAUUUCUUUUAGAAAUAGACGCAACGACCACAAACAUAAAAAAUCGCAAAAAAGUGUUUGGACCAUUUCAUCCUUCUAUUAAAAUUGAUUCACAAAUAUUUGCUGUUAGUCUAGAUGGAAAACAUUUGUACGCCGGGGGAAUUUUUGAUAGCUCGUUAAGAGUUUUCAAUUUACAUAAAGGGAAAUUAAUUUCAUCUGUGGUUGGACAUUUGGACACAAUAACAUGUUUAGCUUUAGAUAAUUGCGGCUCUUACUUAGUAACAGGAUCAAAAGACUGUACUUGUGUUAUUUGGAGUACAUUUGGAAAUCAAUUUGGAUCUGCGCAGAAUAAUCAAAAUAAUAAUACAAGUAAUAAUAAUCCUUUUACCCCUGUUCCACUGACAACUUUAUACGGACACGACGAUGUUAUUAGUAGUGUAGCUAUAUAUACAGAAUUAGAUAUGGUUGUGUCAGGAUCUAAGGAUGGAAGUGUUAACGUUUAUUCGAUACAAGAUGGUCAAUAUAUAAGAACAUUGAGACCACAAGGUUGUACCGAACAAUUUGUUGAAAUAACUUUCAUAACAAUUUCUUAUCAAGGUCACAUCGCCUUUUCAGCUCUCGAUGAUACUUCUCAUUCAGUACAUGUUUUCAAUGUUAAUGGUUAUAGUUUAGGUUCAAAGUAUGUUUCAGGACGCGUAACUGGCUUAACAACUGCUUCAGAUUACCUAAUUGUGGUUGACGAUGCUGGAGAUAUUACUAUAAGUCGAUUAUACGGAUUAAAACCUGUUUUUGAAAUACCGUUGCACGUACCAAUUCAAACAGUAGUUGUUUCUCAAGAAAACACCCAUAUAUUAGCACCGUUAAGAGAUGGUAAAAUAGCAGUCAUUGGAAUUUUUUUUCCGCCACAAAAUCGUAAACAAAAUAUUUUAAAUGUUUAAAAUUUGUUAAUUACUGAUUUUAGUGUAUUUAUAUUUGACAAAACUGUAUUACAUAUUUGAUAUUUAAAAGUUAUAAAUAAAAGCAUUCCAUAACUAAUGGUUAUAAGAUAAUGUAUGUAUUU
This is a messenger RNA of Condylostylus longicornis, 8524 nucleotides long. RefSeq names its product neurobeachin-like protein 1. Gene Ontology annotation, cellular component: cytosol; membrane. Gene Ontology annotation, molecular function: protein kinase binding. Gene Ontology annotation, biological process: intracellular protein localization. Lineage: Eukaryota; Metazoa; Arthropoda; Insecta; Diptera; Dolichopodidae. The transcript has 38 exons. The coding region runs from base 225 to 8402 and encodes 2725 amino acids. The record is from RefSeq and is a predicted model, not a curated record.